Molecule: messenger RNA, 621 nt
Organism: Prorocentrum cordatum
Lineage: Eukaryota; Dinophyceae; Prorocentrales; Prorocentraceae
Source: the annotation of a GenBank genome assembly
AUGGUCAUCCUGUGCCAAAACAAGGACCCUGCCAUCAAGCUCCGCACCCAGCUGCUCCACGAGCGGCUCGCCCAGUGGCUGGCGCGGCCCGAGCUCCACAAAAGGGCCAGAUUCCUGGAGGAGGCCUACCGCUGCAGGGGUCGAGGAGUGGGCAAGCCCCUCGCCGACUCCCAGGGCGGGCUGCUGGUGGACUUCCACGAGUUCGCUGAGCUGCAGGACGUCCUCACUGAGGACCUGGACGCGCUGCGCUGGCAGCGUGCGGCCAAGCAUGCUCACGGUGAUGGCCUCGGUGGCCGAGGCGACGUCUCCCAGAUCAAGCGCGAGCUGGCACACUGCGCCAUGCAGGGCCACUGGCAGGAGUGGGCCCUCAAUUUAUUGGUGGCGGUGGGCGGGCAGUGGCCCCGCCGGCGACAGGCCGACGCUGGGUACCAGGGUUCCCCGCUCUGCCAGCGCUGCCUCAGCGAAGAGGAGUCCCUGGAGCACCGCAUCUGGCGAUGCCCGUGCAAUGCGGGGAAGCCUGCGUACGACAAGACGGCACACCUCGUCCCAGAGACGCUCAGUGGCAUGGAGAACUGCCCAGCCCCCAGCCCUGUGGCUCGGCAGCAUCGGCCCCGCCGCUAA